AUGAUGCUUGCAUCAUCAGUUCGCGGCAAAAACUGCCACGAAGACGGAUCCCGGCCGCUGCUGGCAAUUGCGUACGGCGCAUAUGGUGAAAAAGUCCACACAGAUUAUUCCCAGCGGCUGGUGCCACUGCUCGCCCGUGGCUGGAGCGUCGCCUUUUGUCACGUCCGCGGUGGAGGCGGCUUCACUGUUGCGGCUGCGUGUAACUGGGAGCCGUCGUUGUUUGCUGGCCUCAUUCUCCGGGUGCCAUUUGUCGAUGUGUUGACGACAAUGUGUGAUGCGUCGCUUCCGCUCACGACGCACGAGGCGGACGAGUGGGGCGAUCCGGUGGCUGAUCCAGAUGCAUUCUUGCGUCUUCAGCGCCUGUGUCCGUAUCAGAACGUCAAGCAGCAGCCAUAUCCGCCCAUGUUUCUGACAGCAGUCCUUGAUGAUGAUCGCGUCAAAUAUUGGCAGCCACUGAAGUAUGCGGCCAAAGUGCGCCAGCAGAGUAGGAGCAACGCCGAUGUCGUCUUGUGGGUCGAGCGCGAAGGCGGACACGAGGCCAGCACGCCAGAGCUUGAGGCCGCGGAGAUUGCCUUUGCCCUACGCGCUGUCAGCGAAACCAAGCAAUGAUUUCCGUGUGCGCGCAGACAUGUGUGUGUGUAUCUAUGUGCAUAUGCGUGCAUACAUACGUGUAUGGCAUGUGUCGUGCUGUUUCCAGGCCAGUGAGUAUUAGGGCUGGGGGUUAGGGGUUUAGUUUAUCUGUUUAGCCACGCUUGGUUACACCUUCCGUGGAUCUGUGAAGUAAAUGUGCUCAUGUUCAC
Molecule: messenger RNA, 800 nt
Organism: Salpingoeca rosetta
Lineage: Eukaryota; Choanoflagellata; Craspedida; Salpingoecidae
Exons: 6
Coding region: 1-609 (202 amino acids)
Biological process (GO): proteolysis
Molecular function (GO): serine-type peptidase activity
Source: RefSeq, a predicted model, not a curated record